UUGUGGGGCGCUAGUGGGGUCGGGGACGAGGCGGCUGCCCGGCAGGCAUGGGCUGGUCCAGGGGUGUGUUCCGCGCCUUGUGGAGUGCGCUGUCAAAGGAAGUACGGGAGCACGUGGGCACAGACCAGUUCGGGAACAAAUACUACUAUGUCCCGCAGUACAAGAACUGGAGAGGACAAAUAAUUCGAGAGAAGAGAAUUGUGGAAGCCGCAAAUACAAAAGUGGUAGACUAUGAAGUAGGCACUAUCCCGACGGAAUGGGAAGCUUGGAUUAGAAGAACCAGAAAGACUCCCCCCACCAUGGAGGAAAUAUUGAAAAAUGAAAAAUAUAGAGAAGAAAUGAAAAUCAAAAACCAAGAUUUUUAUGAACAAGAAAGACUCGCUAGUGAAGCGACUAGUGAGGAACUCCUGGCCCCACCUGUUCAAACUCAGAUUAAAGGGCAUGCCUCUGCUCCCUUCUUCGGGAAGGAAGAGCCCUCCGUGGCUCCCACCAGCACCGGCAAAACCUUCCAGCCAGGAUCCUGGAUGCCACAUGACGGCAAGAGCCGCCACCAGUGAAUGCAUAUGGUAAAUUCAUUUCAUUUCUACAGAUGUGAUUAUUUUAACAAAUAAAAACCCUGAAAAGUUAA
Molecule: messenger RNA, 628 nt
Organism: Ochotona curzoniae (black-lipped pika)
Lineage: Eukaryota; Metazoa; Chordata; Mammalia; Lagomorpha; Ochotonidae
Gene: NDUFAF2
Product: NADH:ubiquinone oxidoreductase complex assembly factor 2
Exons: 4
Coding region: 48-557 (169 amino acids)
Biological process (GO): mitochondrial respiratory chain complex I assembly
Cellular component (GO): membrane
Source: RefSeq, a predicted model, not a curated record